AUGGGGAGAGAAGCUGCGCGCAUAUCGCCUCUGGGGUGUGCGCCUAACUUCUCCUACGGGCAGCCGUUUCCCCUGUUUCCUGUCGAUAACGCAGCGCGUUUAGAAGAGCGCGCCAGGGCUCGCGCGCCUGCUGCUUUUCCAUCCUGGCGUUUGUUUGCUUCUCGAGGCUCUCCAUUUGCGGGGUUCGAGUCAUGGUUUUCCUCCGCUUCGGCGCGGAAGGGCAGCUCGCGGAGUCGCGCCGUCUGGCUUGGAGCCCUUUCUCUCCUCUCCCUCGUCAGUCACGCGUGUGCAGCGCCUGCUUCAGCGCCCUCGGUUUCCUCUGCGUUAUCCGGCUACGCCUUGCCUCCGCGUGCCCUGUCGCCGCGCGACGCCCUCCGCGACCAGCAUCGCCGCUUCCCCCCUGCCGGCGACCGUCUUCUGGCGCCGAUGAGGCCGCCGACUGGAGGAGACGAGCGACGGAGAAAGGCGUCUGCGCCGCUUGCCUCGUGUGCGCUCACCUUCGACGGAGGCCAAACAGAGCUCUGCAACAACACGCGAUCGGGCGCCACCCGCGGCUCGUUUCACGACGUCAAAACUCACGGCAGAGAGUGGGGAUGCGGACAGACACUGGGAAGCGACCACCUCCCAACGUCCCCCUUCGCGAGGUCUCCGGCGGCUUUUCUGUUUCCAGGCCCUCAGACCUCUUGCCAUCUUGCAGGCCGCGGCACAGGAGCCUGCGUGACUGCUCCGGAUGAACUCGCCGCUUCGCUCUCCUCGAGAUUCUUUUCUCUUGCUCGGCCUGCACACGACCGCCCCGCCUUCCUGUCCUUCUUCCCCCACGCCUCCGUCUCUUCGAGCUCCUGGCUUCGUGCCUCCACAGCGCCGCCCAUGUCUUCUCGCUCCUCGCCGUUAUCUCCGCUGUUGCCGCUGCGCGUUCGUCGCGACAGUGACCCAGGCGCCUUGCUGGCGUCGCGGGAGAGCGCUGCUGCGUCGUCAGUUUCUCCUUCGCCUCCAGCGGAUUCCGCCGCGGAGCCUACGCGCGCUUCUGCGUCGCCGCAGCCGCUUGGUUCGCGGCCGGCUGCGUCGCUCUUCGGUCUCCACUGCUUCGCGACCACUGCGAUAACUGGCAGCAUCUGGUGGGCGGCGCUUCGUCUGCACCAAGGCGUGACGGCCCUUGCGCUCUCGGCGCCAGUCGCCGCCGUCGCCGCGCGCUUCGCGCCGUCGUCCUCGUGGCGGGAGACUGUCGCCGAGCGCGCGCGGCGGUUCGCCUGGCGCAUCAACACGUUCUGGGGCCGAAUGUUUUCAAACAUGAUCGGCUGCACGCCGGAGAUUGUGGGAAGGGAGAACUUGCCGCCGAGCGACGAAAAAGUCAUCUUCGUGGCUAACCACUGCUCCCUGAUGGAUGUCGCCUACAUCGCGCUCGCAGUCCCCCGCUGUCUGCGCUUCGUGGCGAAGGUCGAACUCCUCGCCGCCCCCGUCGUCGGGCUCGCCAUGCGGCUCUCCGGUUGUCCCACUGUCGACCGUGACUCGCCCGAAAGCCACCUCGCGCUGUUCCGGGAGACGCUGCGCCUCCUGAAGGGCCGCGAGAGAAAAGGUGACGGGCGACGAGCGGCUGGAACCAGUGGCGAGGCGAAGGACGCAGCAGAAGUCGCAGAAGAAGGCGCUGGCCUGGUCGCGUUUCCAGAAGGAAAACGGAGCGCGGAUGGUCGACUAGAUCCCUUCGAUAAAGGAGGCGUUUUUCGGCUCGCCAUCCAAACGAAAACGCGCGUCGUGCCGAUAAGCAUCACUGGCACGCACUCGCUGCUCCCUGCAAAGUCCCUUCUGCCCCCUGCGCGGCCGCCACCUGGCAGCCUGAAGGUCGUCAUUCAUCCGCCGAUCUCGCCAAACGGCAAAACCCACGACGAGCUUCGUACUGAGGCGUGGGAAGCGGUUCGCUCCGCGCUUCCUGAGAGCCAGCAGCCGCUCUCCGCGAACGAAGAGUAG
Molecule: messenger RNA, 1962 nt
Organism: Besnoitia besnoiti
Lineage: Eukaryota; Apicomplexa; Conoidasida; Eucoccidiorida; Sarcocystidae
Product: acyltransferase domain-containing protein
Exons: 3
Coding region: 1-1962 (653 amino acids)
Biological process (GO): phosphatidic acid biosynthetic process
Molecular function (GO): 1-acylglycerol-3-phosphate O-acyltransferase activity
Source: RefSeq, a predicted model, not a curated record